Triticum aestivum (bread wheat) is the source of this 519-nucleotide messenger RNA. Its product is annotated as blue copper protein-like. Gene Ontology annotation, molecular function: electron transfer activity. The transcript has 4 exons. The coding region runs from base 1 to 519 and encodes 172 amino acids. The record is from RefSeq and is a predicted model, not a curated record. Lineage: Eukaryota; Viridiplantae; Streptophyta; Magnoliopsida; Poales; Poaceae. Gene Ontology annotation, cellular component: plasma membrane.
AUGGACCCACAACAGCAUCAUCCGGGGGCAGACUACACCACCUGGGCCAGCGACAAGAAGAUCAAAGUCGGCGACACCCUCGUGUUCAACUACGCCGGCGGGGGGCACAACAUGGCGGAGGUGAGCGCGGCGGACUAUGCAUCAUGCUCCGCCGCGAAUGCGCUCAGCAGCGAUGGCAGCAGUGCCACCACCAUCGCGCUCAAGACCGCGGGGAAGCACUACUUCAUCUGCGGCGUCACCGGCCACUACAGCAACGACAUGAAGCCCGCCGUCGACAUCGCCGCCACCACCGCCGCCUCGCCGCCGAAGGCGUCCCCGACCCCGGACACCCCCGACACCCCCUCCACCACCCCAACUUCGCCAUCCACCCCCGGCGCCACGCCCAAGACCCCGGCGACCGUGCUCGCGCCCCCGACCAAGCAGUCGGAGUCCGGUGCCACCGGACUCAGGGCCAUUGCUGUGAGCGGGGAAGGAGCGGUGGCUUCCAUGCCAUCUGUCCACUUCACGGCGAGCAGGUAG